CGAAACGCUCUAAUUAGUUUGUAGUGUUUGUUUGAUUGUGUUACAGCAUUUUGUUUUGUCCAAUAAGAGACGUGCCAAGUGUACGUGAUAAUUUGAUUACUGUUUCCACAUGGAUAAGUCUGUCGUUUUCUUUAUUAUUGUGAUUCUCACAACCUUUCUAAAUAUUAUACAUGCGAAGAAGUAUGACCCAUCAAAUUGCGAAGUGUGCAUAAAGUUCGUUGGCUCCUUCAUUGAGUCACUUGAGCCUGACGAUUUUCAGUCACCACAGAAAAUCAAAGAUGCAUUUAUGAAAAGGUGUGAAACUUCAGUUGGAAAGGAUAAUAGUUUCUGUUAUUACGUUGGCGGCCUUAAAACAUCUGCGGCGAAGACUGUUAAUACUCUAGUUGAACCAAUUUCAUGGAAGAUGCCUGUGGAAAAGAUUUGUGAAAAACUGUUUAAAAUAGACUCUCAAAUCUGUGAUCUUAGAUACGAAAAAGUUGUAGAUCUUAAGGAGUUCAACUUUGAAAAGUCCAAGGUGAGAGAUCUCAAGAAGAUCAUAGAGAGAUGGGGGUUAGAAUGUCGUGGUUGUACUGAAAAAAGAGAUUAUAUCAGCUUGAUUAAAAGUAAUAUGCACAAGCAUGAUCCUGAAGCAGCAGCUUUUCUUCAAGCAAGAGGGGAGCUUUGAAUUUUUUUGAUAUGUUUUUAUGUACAAAGUUAUUUAUGAGUUUUUAGUUUUCAUAUAUUCGUUCACUUUAAUGAAAUAUAAUUUUGGUCCUUACUGUU
This is a messenger RNA of Schistosoma margrebowiei, 762 nucleotides long. Lineage: Eukaryota; Metazoa; Platyhelminthes; Trematoda; Strigeidida; Schistosomatidae. The record is from the annotation of a GenBank genome assembly.